Dacryopinax primogenitus is the source of this 1648-nucleotide messenger RNA. RefSeq lists its product as uncharacterized. The coding region runs from base 324 to 665 and encodes 113 amino acids. Lineage: Eukaryota; Fungi; Basidiomycota; Dacrymycetes; Dacrymycetales; Dacrymycetaceae. The record is from RefSeq and is a predicted model, not a curated record. The transcript has 2 exons.
CCGUCUCUGUGUUCCACACCGUGAGCGUCAUCAUGGUGAACGCUACCUACGAGAGUCCGGCCGCCAUUGUGCGACAAAUUGUGCUACAAGGUUUUACCGGAAGCUGCGCCGGACGACCAGCCAACGCCUCGCCGAUACUCUUUCCAGACGCCGCGUCCCAUAUUGUAAGCAAGAUACCCCCGAAAGGGGUCAUCCGAGGAAUUCCCAUCUUCCCCGAUGCAUCCGUCGUUCUCGCAUCGCCACUCGUCCGUUGAACACCACUCUUCCACCAUACCUUCUGCCAACUUGGCUUUGGCCUGGGAGCAGUAUUGUAACCGGACACAAUGAGCGAGCCCAUCUCGCGACGAUACAUGACAGCAGCGCAUCCCAGGACAACUCCGAUAUCCGACGUUUACGACGACCAGCUGCGUCCCUCUCGUCUAGACCUCCUUGGCUGGUGUUCUCCCUUCAUUCCCCGUCAACUCGCUUUCGAUUUGCAGUACCGCUAUCUGAAUAAGGGAGGAUACGAGGGCAGGACGCCGAGUGGAUGCCGUUACGACUUAGAUAUACCAACCUCUAUCCCCGCCGAUGGCGCCCACGUUAGGGGUAGUCCCACUCACCUCUCACCAGUGAAUUUGACCGAGCUCACUCCGUCCCGUGCUCGCCUCGCAUCGAUGUCUCCUUAGCUACCCGAAAUCAAAGGCGGGAAACGCGUCAGAUGGACGGCACCCAUCGCCGGGGUGAGAGGAAUGCAAGAGAGGACGAAGUCAGUGGAGAGUGCCGAGCUGUGGUGGACUCACGGGUGCGCUUGAUUCUGUUGUGGGUGAGGGGCUUCGCUGAUAAGCUGCAGGCUUCUUGAGGGGCCUGUCGACUCUGGUGCCGACCGCCGUCCUGACGACUCACCGACUGAUUUUGGCUAGGUCAAUGCAUCGGAACUCAGACAACAGCGGGCGAUCACCGCCCACUAUCUCCAGCCCAUCACCCACCACCUCCAGCUCAUCACCCACCUCCUUUGGCCCAUCGCUCUCCUCCCUGUGGUCAUGAUAUGCCCGUCGGCGCCGGUAGAUAUCUCCCUGUUGAACACCCUUUCUGCGGCGUCUCAUCCAUCCAUUUCGUCCCGGUCCCCUUCGCUGUCAUUCGCCACACACUGCUCCCGUCACCCCUCUCCUCCACCCGCGUCCUCGCCUCACCAACAGCGCAGCCUGUUUCCUUUCCACCACUACUUCCACGCUCACUCAACUUUGUCCGCCCAUCUCUUCGCACAACUCAUUCGGAGGCUUGUCGAGAUGUUCGCCCCCUUCUUUCCCCCGUCCGGCCUGGACCUACUGGGUACAAAUCAUGGUCCACAGGGACGAACACUGCGUAUUCCCUCCCUGCUCAUUGAGCGAACCACGAAGUGUUUGCCGACGGUCCGUCUCUUCUCCUUUUUGGGGAAGGGGGAGGGGGGCCGCAAACCCAAGCGUUUGGCUCGACUUCAACAAGUCAGUCUCAGUCAGCGUCACCAACAGCAUCGUAGACUCGCUUCCCACGUUCGAGCCACGAGCUCAGCACGUCACCGCUGCACUCGAUCAAGCCAUUCCACGCUGGCGUUCUGCGUCGCGCGCUUUCAGGUACACGUGCGCGCACCACCUGCACUUGCUUCACGCUCGAUGAACGUUAUCGACCCGUC